UGGUAUCUCGUCUCCAGGUACCUUAUGUUACAGACAAGUACAAGCAGAUGCUCGAACUAGAGCCGAUGCUGGGCUCGGACGAGACAACCUCCCAGCCGCGUCAUUGUCCAGGACAGCAGGGCCGUCGCUGCUACAUACCACCACUUGACUUCUACUUGUGUACUUUCCAACACUUGAAAAUUCCCUCCCACAAAGCUUCGCAAGCCCACGACCCCAGUUCUACCCACAACCGACGAUCUUGGUUCUCGGACUAGACCAAAUUCAGCCUCGAUAAGAGCUGGGAGUUUGCAAAGUCUGCAAGUCGGUGCACAGACGUCACAAGCAUGGUAAAACCUUCAAAUGGUUUAGAGCGAUCAACUCGACAGCUGUUGACCUCCGACGAGGCUGCGGCAUCUGAAUCUAAACGAUCGGACGGCAUCUUGAAACCGCAAUGUGCCCGAUGGCCCGAGCGAAGCUCCAUAUCAAACAAAGACCGCUGUGGCAGCAGAGCAUUGUUCUCGCCCCCAAGGGAAUGCUUAGCCCUUUAUCCAGGUAGUCGGCAUUUAUGGUUCAGUGCAAACCGGACAGAUCAACCUUUUGUGGUCAAAUGCCCGUUGCGCGGAGAAACUGCGGCUCGUUUCCAUUGGGGCCUGUCUGAAACAAAUCAAAGAAGCGAGACUGGCACGCGGAGGAGCACACUUGGUCGGGGUAAGCGAAGAUUGUCGUCGACAGCGAUCACUUCGUCACGUUGGUUAGCCUGAUGAUUCUCGAGAUGUCGACCAGUACAUCAUUCUUCAACAACAAAGGCGAGUCGCUGGAAUAUGUCCUCUUUGCGCAAGGCCCCUUACUAAUAAUCAUACUACGGUCCCUGGUCCCUGGACCUUUCGGUGCCGAGAAGUGGCCAUCUCCGCCAGCAACUAAGCCCAAAGUGCAGAAACGUCAGCACUAAUUUCAUUGGAUCAAGGGGCGAAACUGGACAAACAAGAGAAACAAGACUCAAGCGAUCUUCCAGAAGGCGCUCGAUGAAAAGCUUCUUCGCGCGAAGAAAGGAAUAGCCGACGCGCAGUCUCGACUGGCGGCAAGGACUAGGAGCUUCAAUCAAGGUCGUGGAUCGAGCGACGACUAAUCUCACAUCCUUUUAUGUCGUUCAGCCCUCUCUCCUCUGCCUUACGCAUACACUUCGCGGCCUGCCGUUUCUGUCUGCUGCAAGUAUAGCCGAGGAGAAUCCUCCGACUGCUCAGUUCCCCCCCUUUCUCUGCCGCGCUGCAGAAGAAGAAUUGAGAUACACUACGGCUCCUUUGGCCAGCGCGUCUACAACUCGCAGAGGUCUUUCGGUCUCACUAAGGACGAAAUUCUACGCCAGCGGCUAAUUCCAGUUUCACAAGCAUUUCACCCUCAUGGCGCUGUCCUAAAUCAUAACCCAUCACCACCGCCCGGACGCUGAUGAACUAAUCAGCCCUAUUCAGCCUGAUGGGAGCUCGCGAGUUCAUUGGUCACGACAGUCAGAACCGCAGUCGAGAUGGCUUCCCUGGAGAAGAGAAAGGCGAGCAACAGGCGAUUAACGCAUCUCGGGGGUUCGUGACCAAGGCGAAGCUCAUUAUUACCCCACUGGAUUCCCAUCGACGCGAGGACUUUGCGUCGUAUCCGUCAGGGGCGGGACCUCUCUCAACGGAGAGUGUUGAUGAAUACAUUUCCAUUCUCCGCAAGGAAGAACUGUGUUUGAAAAUCACUCCCGAUGUCGAGCAUCCAGCGAUAUCAGUCGUCUUUCCGUUGUCGAUGCAGGACCCAGGUCUCUUCAAAUGUCUGCUCGUGGGAGCUCAAAGCCUGCAUGACUGGCGUCGAGAUCCCUUUCAUGUCAACCGGUCCCGAACCAUGCUCAAAUUGCAGAACGAAGCCAUCCUGUCUCUGCGAAAACGCCUUUCCGCACCCUCCGCCCAUCUCGACGAUGGUGUCUUGAUUUCAAUCACUCAUUUGAUGAUCGCCGAUUCGUGUCGCAGGGACUUGACGUCUCUGAAAUCUCAUCUCAAAGGGGCAAGGCAAAUCAUCUCGCUACGUGGCGGACUGGGAAUCACACCUGCCCACCUCGCGAUCCGGGCUCUUUUGACGACAGUUGAGUUUUACAUUGCGCUGGGCCAAUACCUUCAAAUCAGCCCUGAUGACCCGACUGCCAUCCCUAAUAACCAAAUUGAAUACAUCCGACAUCCAUUCCCUCCGGACAUCUGCCGCGAUGUUGCUACCCUUCCCGUUGGCCUUGCUGAAGCAGCCCUUUCCGGGCAUCUGAGUGUUCAGUGCAUCAAGCUCCUUGCUUCGGUCGCAUCAUGGGCGCCCCUAGUCAAUGGGCCCGCUUUUUCUGAGGACAAUCAAGAGCAAGAUCCGAAAGACCGAUAUUGCAGGCUCUUCUGUGAACCUAGAGAAUGUUCCCGAAGCGCUAUAAUGAUCCUGCUUGAUCUCAAAAGGUCUGGCUUGCCAGUUGGCUUGGAGCAUGUCAUCUGCCUAGGCUUAGCCAUCGCCGUUCGUCACCUCAGUGGCGAGAACCGUACCAACAUCUUCGACACUGCCUCGCUCGCCGCGUUGACCAAGAGUGUCAAAGGCAUCGACAACCCCUCCGUUUCAGACUCUGAAGUCAUCAUCUGGCUUUCCCUGGUCAUCAGCUGGCGCACACAAUCUGCGAAGCCUGUACCAAAGGCAGACGCUCUCUUGGACUACGUUCUGGAUUCAUUCCCAGCGGCUCGUUCCUGGAAGAAACUAUCAGUCAUAUGUCGGAAAUUCUGGUGGUACGAGCGUUUUCACGCGGAAUGGGAGAAAUGCUGGUCUCGCGGAAUUGCACGACAGCAGCAGCGGUCGUUGAUGGAACAAUCUCGUACCGUGAGCUCCAGAAGACGAUCAUCGGUCGGCCAAUCAGCGAGCAUUGCAGCUCUUCAGAAAUACACCGCGCAUAUCGAAUCUGGGUGAAAUACAGCCUCUGGUGAUGGAAGUGACACGAGGAAGUCCGACCAAACUUAGUCCCACGGCGCGGGAAUGCUCAGCAAUUGCUCUGCCUUUGUCCCUCUGUCGACAACCUGAUGCAGCCAUGGGCCUCUUCCCAGCCUAGGUUGAACCCACUGACUUUCUUGCUCUGUGAGGAGCUUCUGAGUUCCGCUCUAAGUCUCGCAUGAGUGUUGACCCUGAACCUCCUGCUAGGCGGCACAACUAAGCCAAUGUUCCUAGUGUCUUCGUGACAUCAGAAGGUCACUAUGCUCCCUAACGACUUAACUAAUUACAAAGGGACGGAAACGAUGUCAACAAUCGCACUGCAUGUGAUAGAUUUGGGCUUUCUGAGAAAACACUCUGCCGGAAGACCCAGAAGUGCACAUCCUGGCAGACUUGAAAGGGGGGAAUAUCGAUUUCGACGGCAGAAUUUGCCAUGUUGGCAGCUUCCUCUCCAGGCGCAGUUGGAUGACGGACGGCCAGUUGCUAGACACUCACCGUACCAGCACGUUCUUCACCUUGUCCAUCCGUUCUGGCCGAUAGUACAACACCAUCUUACAUCGAGCUUGUCCUGCGCGAAACCAGGGUCUCAUCUUUCCCGCUCUCCCUCAGUCAUAUGGGCCUCAUGAAGCACUGCCGUCUCCUCUUUAGGUUCGUCAGUUCCAUGCACACCUCUGAGCCGUCGAGGUUUCCUUCUGCGCUGGGUCUUUUGUACGCUGGGGAUUCUUGACACACCAAGAUUUCCGAGGACUUGAGAGGGGAGCUAUUUUCCAAGCCCAGGCUUUUCGCAUUGGGGGAGGGAUGGCACGCAAGACCCUUCUAGUAUAGCGCCAAUGCAGCCAGUUGCGCCCUCUUCUGUUCUCUUUGAAGUGGCGACUCGUUGAGAAAGAGAAGGAGGCUCACAGUAUACUCGUGACAAUGGUGAAUUUCACAUAAUCGUGUUCGAUAACGAUGCUGGGAAGCAUCUGGGCGCAGGGCGUGCGGCCGAAUCAACACUUUGCGUCGGAGUUCGAGGUUCGCUGGGCUGCGGGAGGUAGAAAGAGGGCUCGAUAUUGUUGACCAAACCGUUGUCUAGGCCGUGCUCGAGGCUGUAGAGGCUCCUUGCUCAGUUAGCGCGCUAUUCGAAUGCAGUGCAUCUUCAGGGGAUGUUGGAAGUGCCAAAGUUAUUGCUCCAUGUGUUACGGGCUCGACGGGGAGUACGUGGCCCGUAGAACCAAUGACACGGACGAAGCAACGGUUGCCGCCCAUAGGACGUGGGGCGAGUCUUCGAUAGACACCGUGUAGAGCGCUUGGUUGGGCGGUUACACGCCUUGUUCGGCCAGUGAAGGAGUCGCACAAAAUAGCAACCGAGCAAGCAGGGCUCCUGGUCCCGCUUGACUAUCACGAGAGCGGAA
This is a messenger RNA of Cladophialophora immunda, 4340 nucleotides long. RefSeq lists its product as uncharacterized. Lineage: Eukaryota; Fungi; Ascomycota; Eurotiomycetes; Chaetothyriales; Herpotrichiellaceae. Bases 1450 to 2931 code for a protein of 493 amino acids. The record is from RefSeq and is a predicted model, not a curated record. The transcript has 6 exons.